Molecule: messenger RNA, 1034 nt
Organism: Ornithodoros turicata
Lineage: Eukaryota; Metazoa; Arthropoda; Arachnida; Ixodida; Argasidae
Product: carbonyl reductase [NADPH] 1-like
Exons: 1
Coding region: 116-982 (288 amino acids)
Molecular function (GO): carbonyl reductase (NADPH) activity
Source: RefSeq, a predicted model, not a curated record
AGCUGGAGUCAAGAGCAAGCCAAAGAAAUCCAUUCAUUUCAGCAAAACUGCAGCAAAAUAAUCGCUGAGGUACCGACAGUGCAGAGUAUUUUUUGCCAUUCAGCUACUAUUCCCUAUGACAGUUGAACGGAACAUGUCCACAAAGGUAGCUGUAGUCACUGGUGGCAACAAAGGGAUAGGUUUUGCCAUUGUAAAACUGUUAUGUCACAAGUUCGACGGGCAUGUCUACCUGACAGCACGCAACAAAGAUCGCGGGAAAGCUGCCCUAGAGCAGCUUAAGAAACUCGGACUUAAUCCUAGGUUUCACGAGCUCGACAUUGACGACGUGGUCAGCAUUUCUAGGCUGCACGAUUUCCUGAAAGAUACUUACGGCGGCCUGGACGUUCUUGUCAACAACGCUGCUUUAGGAUACCACAAAGACGACUCCGGCUUUCUAUACCACCAGCAAGUGGAGCAAAUCGUUCGAACAAACUACUUUUCAGUGGUCAAUGUUUGCAACCAUCUGUUUCCUAUUCUUCGUCCUCAUGCACGCAUUGUCAACGUUAGCAGUUCAGCUGGCAUGCUGAAAAGGAUACCGGGCGAAGAAAUUCAAAGCAAGUUUAUCGCAGCCGAUACAGUGGAAAAAUUAAGUGAACUAAUGAAAGCCUACGUUGCUGACGUUAAGGCCGGAAGCCACAUGCAAAAUGGCUGGGGGGAUCAGCCAUACAUAGUGUCGAAGGUUGGGCUAACUGCACUCACUUCGAUUCAGCAGCGAGCUUUUAGCGAGGACGUGACAAGACCAGAUAUUGUGGUGAAUGCUGUGCAUCCUGGUAGAGUGCAAACAGAUAUGAGCAAUCACAAAGGAAACAUGACCACAGAUGAAGGAGCCGAGGCACCUGUGUUCCUAGCGCUAUUACCUAUGAAUAGUGAGUCCCCUAAGGGGCACUUUGUCUGGAGUGACAAAAAAAUAGUUCCUUGGGACGGUCCACGACCAGACAGUUAAAUCUCUGUCCAUGAGGCUAUGUAGUUGGACAAUAAAUGCUCUUAAUACUGUU